Messenger RNA from Mobula hypostoma (lesser devil ray), 7535 nucleotides. RefSeq names its product adaptor related protein complex 2 subunit alpha 1 (gene ap2a1). The record is from RefSeq and is a predicted model, not a curated record. Bases 130 to 3057 code for a protein of 975 amino acids. The transcript has 24 exons. Gene Ontology annotation, cellular component: membrane coat; AP-2 adaptor complex. Gene Ontology annotation, molecular function: clathrin-cargo adaptor activity. NCBI's taxonomy places the organism in Eukaryota, Metazoa, Chordata, Chondrichthyes, Myliobatiformes, Myliobatidae. Gene Ontology annotation, biological process: clathrin-dependent endocytosis; intracellular protein transport.
CAGGCGCCCAGUGACAGGCAGACCGAGGCCUGGUGUGAAAUUCUCAUUGUAAGAGACCGCGGCCGCCCGCUCGCUCGCUGCCUUCCGCCCGAUUCUCUUGGCUGAGGCGGUAGAUUGUAACCCGAGAAGAUGCCCGCGGUGUCUAAAGGCGAUGGGAUGAGGGGGCUGGCGGUGUUUAUCUCUGACAUUAGGAACUGUAAAAGUAAAGAAGCUGAAAUUAAACGCAUUAACAAGGAACUGGCUAACAUCCGAUCAAAGUUCAAAGGAGAUAAGGCACUGGAUGGUUACAGUAAGAAAAAGUAUGUCUGCAAGCUGCUCUUCAUCUUCCUGCUCGGCCAUGACAUUGAUUUUGGCCACAUGGAGGCUGUCAAUCUGCUCAGUUCUAAUAAAUACACCGAGAAGCAGAUUGGUUACCUUUUCAUCUCUGUGCUGGUAAAUUCCAACAGUGAGCUGAUCCGUCUGAUUAACAAUGCCAUCAAGAACGACUUGGCCAGCCGUAACCCUAUCUUCAUGUGCCUCGCUCUGCACUGCAUUGCAAAUGUCGGCAGCAGAGAAAUGGCCGAGGCAUUCGCUUCUGAGAUUCCCAAAAUCCUGGUAGCUGGUGAUACAAUGGAUAGUGUGAAACAGAGCGCUGCCUUGUGUCUGCUGCGUCUCUACAAGACUUCCCCGGAUUUGGUACCCAUGGGAGAGUGGACAUCCCGAGUUGUGCACUUACUGAAUGAUCAGCAUCUGGGUGUAGUGACAGCUGCUACCAGUCUUAUCACUUGUCUGAGCAAGAAGAACCCAGAUGAAUUCAAGACGUGUGUCUCGUUGGCUGUUUCCAGGCUGAGCCGGAUUGUGUCCUCAGCCUCCACAGACCUGCAGGAUUACACGUAUUACUUUGUUCCAGCGCCCUGGCUUUCCGUCAAACUGCUGCGGCUCCUGCAGUGCUAUCCUCCACCUGAGGACACUGCUGUGAAAGGUCGCCUGAUUGAAUGUAUGGAAACUAUUCUGAACAAAGCUCAAGAGCCACCUAAAUCCAAGAAGGUACAACACUCCAAUGCUAAGAAUGCAAUUCUUUUCGAAGCAAUCAGCCUUAUUAUACAUUAUGACAGCGAACCUAACCUGUUGGUGCGUGCGUGUAACCAGCUUGGCCAAUUCCUGCAACACCGCGAGACUAACCUCCGGUACCUAGCCCUGGAAAGCAUGUGUCUGCUGGCAGGCUCUGAAUUCUCCCACGAGGCUGUCAAAACCCACAUUGAAACAGUCAUCAACGCACUGAAGACUGAGCGGGAUGUGAGUGUGCGCCAGCGAGCUGCAGACCUUCUUUAUGCCAUGUGUGAUCGAACAAACGCACCACAGAUUGUGGCUGAAAUGUUAAGCUACCUGGAGACUGCUGACUAUUCCAUUCGAGAAGAAAUUGUGUUGAAGGUGGCAAUCCUAGCAGAAAAGUACGCCGUGGAUUACACAUGGUACGUCGACACCAUCCUGAACCUCAUCCGCAUUGCAGGGGACUAUGUCAGCGAGGAGGUGUGGUACCGAGUUAUUCAGAUUGUUAUUAACCGUGACGACGUCCAAGGCUAUGCCGCAAAGACUGUGUUUGAGGCACUCCAGGCCCCAGCCUGUCAUGAGAACAUGGUGAAAGUUGGUGGAUAUAUUCUAGGAGAAUUUGGAAAUCUGAUUGCUGGUGAUCCACGAUCCAGCCCCUUGGUUCAGUUCAACUUGCUUCAUUCCAAGUUCCACUUGUGCAGUGUGCCAACUCGUGCCCUUCUGCUCUCCUCGUACAUCAAGUUUGUCAACCUCUUCCCCGAGACCAAGGCCACCAUCCAGGAUGUGCUGCGCAGUGACAGCCAGCUCCGGAACUCUGACGUGGAGCUACAGCAGCGGGCUGUGGAGUACCUGAAGCUCAGCUCCAUUGCCAGCACUGAUGUUCUGGCCACCGUCCUGGAAGAAAUGCCUCCAUUCCCCGAGCGGGAAUCCUCCAUCCUUGCCAAGCUGAAGAAGAAGAAGGGACCAGGCACCAUGACUGACUUGGAAGAAGGGAAGAAGGAACAAACAGAGGUGAACGGUGGUGUCGAACCUGUUGUGAAUGCCAGCACAGUGUCCACGCCUUCCCCUUCUGCUGACUUGCUUGGCUUGAAGAGUGCUCCUGCUGGUGGAGGCAGUCUGCUGGUGGAUGUAUUUUCCGAUACUGUGCCCACCACUGGGACUCUGGCACCAGGAGCUGAGGACAAUUUCUCCCGAAGCCUGGAUCUGCCGGGUGAGAGCCCUGCCUCGUUGGUGGAUGCAGCCCUCUGUGCAGAUGCUGUCGCGACUGUGCCUACUGCUGGCUCUGAGGAUGCUUCUUUGCCUGUGCCUGAUGCUGACGAUCUCCUCAACAAGUUUGUCUGCAAGAACAAUGGGGUCCUAUUUGAAAACCAGCUUCUCCAGAUUGGAAUAAAAUCAGAAUACAGGCAAAACCUGGGUCGAAUGUACCUGUUCUUUGGGAACAAGACAUCCGUCCAGUUCCUCAACUUCGCAGUGAAUGUUAGCUGUCCUGGAGAGCUGCAGAAUGAGCUGAAUCUUCAGGCUAAACCCGUGGAGCCCAUUGUGGAAGGUGGAGCACAGGUUCAGCAAGUGAUUAACAUCGAGUGCUUAUCUGAUUUCACCGAAGCCCCAUUGCUCAACAUUCAGUUCAGGUAUGGUGGAACCUUGCAAAAUAUCACCCUAAAACUGCCCAUAACUGUCAACAAGUUUUUCCAGCCAACAGAGAUGGCAUCCGAAGAUUUCUUUCAGCGUUGGAGACAGCUCAGCAGUCCCCAGCAGGAAGCUCAGAAGAUAUUCAAAGCUAAUCACCCCAUGGACACAGAGGUCACCAAGGCCAAGUUGAUAGGGUUCGGCACAGCUCUGCUGCAGGACGUCGACCCCAACCAUGACAACUUCGUUGGUGCAGGAAUCAUUCACACAAAAUCCAUCCAGGUUGGGUGCUUGUUGCGGCUGGAACCCAACAGUCAGGCACAGAUGUACCGCCUCACACUACGCACAAGCAAGGAGACUGUGUCGAAACGACUAUGUGGUUUACUGUCUCAACAGUUCUAAAGUCUCCUCCAUGUAAUCGAUCUCUUACACUAUACUGUGUCUGUGUGAGUCUGGGAGUGAGUGUGCGUACGUGUGUGUGCACGGGUGCAUGAAGGUCUUAUAUCCAUGCCACGUCCAGUGAAAUCUUCAAGUAUCAUGUGACGUCCUCUUAACUACAGUAUAUGUUUACGUGAUUGUUUUGUGGAGGUUUUCCUUCUGUUGCUAUUGUGGAGGGAUUUGGAAAGUUCUUUGGUACACGAGGCAUCAGACUGUGCAGUAGGUGGGCAGAGUUGGCAUCAGGCUACAGUGAAGUCGACGUGACCCCCUGGCAUAACUGCGUCCUGUGGUACAUCUCAGUCAAGGUGAUGAGGGGCAUUUAAAGAUUGUAAAUCUUUGCUGAAGCAGGGAGAGUCAGAUGAUCAUUAAUCUCAGAGUGAGAAUGAUGGCUCCUCCCUGCUCCUGUAUGCACACUGUACUGCGGCGACCCAGGUACAGACCAGGAUGUGACAAGAUGGCAGCUCCCUUCAGAAAUGGGGAUUGGGCAGUGUGCCCCUUUUGAAGUGCUUGGUGACUCCCACUACCCCACAGCUGAAUGUCCUAACAAGGUUGUCAAUGGAGAUAUAGGCAGGCUAUACUGCUUAAUGCCUAAUCUCCAGUGGGGAGUGACUGCUGUCAGAGAACGGGAGGAUUCUGAGCAGACGGUGUCCAGUAGAUGCAGGGUGCCUCACCAUUUUCACUUUCUCGCUGUCUUUACAGACCUCAAAAGGAGGUGAUGCCCGAAUACCAAAAGACUUGAUGUCCCAUCUCGCUGUUAAUCGAUAUAGUCAUUUCUUAUAUUAAAAAAAAUGUAUGAAGUAAUUGUAAAAUGUAUCUGUAUAUAACUCUUUCUUAGAGCUGGAUAGAAAUACCUGUACGACCAAGUUAGUCAGUGGUCUCUUAUGUUAAAUUUGCUGUUUCAAUGUCACCAUCGAAAGUUAAUGGGUGGGCAUUUUUUUUAUUUAACCUUUUGCUUAAGGUAUUGUACAUGCAAAAAGACUGGAACUUCCUGAAACUGUUCCCUUCUGCUCCUCCCUCUGAAACGCGCAUCAUCCGUUAGUAGUUUUUGAAAACACUCUGCUCUAUGCAACUACUGCCCCUUGUCAUCGUCACCUGCAAAUCCCAUUCUACAGACGCUUACACUUUUUUGCCCCCCUCUCUCUCUGUCUCUCUUUCUCUCUACUGGCAGCCAGCAUGAGUUCCACAGUGCUUGCUGUUAUGCAUGAAUACUUAAUAUUAUGGGAAUGAAAUGUGACAAUGGACUGAGUUGUUCUUUUUUCCCCACUAAGCCUGCUUUUAUUACCAGCGAUCAUUUUUGAAACAGUUCAGAGUCUGGAAGAUCCCAGGCACAACACUUGGAUUCGCACUAGAUAAAAUUAAUCUAAUAUAGUGUCUUUGACAGAGGGAGAUGGAGCAGGAAGGCAAAAUGCACAAUGAACAAUUCCCCCAUUCAAAAGGCUAAGUUUCUAACUUCUCAUCCCUCUCUGCUCCUGGCUCUACUUGACAUUUCCUACAUUUUUUGGGGACAUUAGGAUUGGCUUGCUCGUUAACCCCUGCCUCCACUUCUUUCAGCUUGCUACUUCAGUGGCAUUGUCUUGUAAAUGGUGGGCAAACUUGUGCUGUGCAACCCUAGAUUAGCUUUAACUUCUCUGCUAAUAAAGAGGAUCCCAUCUGCCUAAUGCCUGUACAUAAAACUAACUCGAGCAACUGGAUAACGUGGCAGUGGGGCUUCUUAGUGGGUGCUGUGCGAAAUGGAGGAAGCUUAUUCCUUUGCAAAGACUGAUUUCUAACGAUAGCACCAGUACGCUCCUGGGGGGUGGGUGGGGGGUGUAGGGAAACCAUGUUGAAUGUUCACUGUCAAGUGCUUUGGACCAAUAACUAAUGGAGUUGCUGUGACCUUGGAAACAAAUGCUUGUCAAAAUGUAACCUGCAAGGGAAAUACAAGAGAACAAAGGAUGUGAAUAAAACUCCAGCCUUGUCAUUACUGUGAAACAUGCACCACACCACUCCAGGCAAAAUUCUCAGUGUGUGCUCUAGGUUGCUUGUUGCGCAGCUGAAAGCUAAUCAAAGGAUUGUUAAUCUAAGCCUCUCACCUCUGCAGCAAGAACCUGAUCUCAGCAUGUUUAGCAUUAAACCUGCAGAAGGUGGAAGAACGUCUGGGGGGGAAAGAUGCAUUUCCCUGUUACUUGCGACUCCGCCUUCCCUCGAAGCUCCUGAAACAUACUCCCAGUUAAGUAAUAUUGUCCUUUACUGGGAUCAGAUCUGAUCAUGAGAACAAAACCCAGGCUAACCAUUCUUUGUUAACAUAGCGCUUAGCGUGACUAUCACAGCACAGGGCAUCCUUUUUAAGGGGUUUGUACAUUCUCCCCGGGGAAUGUCUGGCUUCCUUCCACAAGUCUAAAGAUCUACAAAUUAGUAGAUUAAUUAAUCAUUGUAAAUUGUUCCAUGAUAAGGCUAGGUUUAAAUGGGUGGCUUGUUGGUCAGUGUGGCUUUAAGGGUCGGGAGGGCCUGUUCUGCACUGUCUCUCUAACUAAAUACAAUUAAUGUUCUACAAGCACAGGCAUCACAGGACAAACUGCAGAGGGACCCUGAUGGUGGAAUUUACAGUAGUGACUGCAUGAGGUAACUUUAGAAUUACUUCUAAAUUGUCUUGAUUUUAGUAAACCGGCCACACCCCCCCCCCCCCAUCUUGUCCCAGAAUCAUCUGAUUGGUGAGUUGCGAAUACUUUCGGUAGAGUGCCAGGUAGUGCAGCUUACUAUUCUUCAGCUCCAGCAGACCUGUUCAAUCCAGACAUCUGGUGUUGUCAACAAAGGCUAUGUUCUUCCCAUAAGACAUGGGAGUAGAAUUAGGCCAUCUGGCCCAUUGAGUCUGCUCCACCAUUCCAUCAUGGCUGAUUAUUCCUCUCAACCCCUUCCCCUGCCUUUUCCCCAUAACCCUUAGCCCUCUUACUAAUCAAGAACCUAUCAACAUCGCUUUAAAUAUACCCAAAGACUUGCAGUCUGUGGCAAUGAAUAAAACAGAUUCACCACCCUCUGGCUAAAGUAUUUCUUCCUCAUCUCUAUUCUAGAGGAAUGUCCUUCUAUUCUGAGGCUGUGCCCUCUGGUCCUAGUCUCUCCCACGAUAGGAGAGUGUCCACUCUAUCUCGGCCUUUCAAUAUUCGAUAGGUUUCAAUGAGAUCCCCCUUAUAGCGUGGGUCCCACCGCACCCCCCCCCCCCAGUGCUCCAAUUUCCUUCCAAGGAGAUGCUGAUAGGUUGAUUGACCACUGGUAAAUUAACCCCAGCAUUGCUGAGUGGGGAGUUGAUCAGCAUGCAAGAGAAAAUAUAACAGGUAAGCGAGUGGAGGAUUGGGAUUGAGGGAUUGUUCCACGAGCUCACUUAGACUUGAUGGGCCAAAUGGCCUUUAAGAGAAAUAGUCUCUGAGUUCUGCACCCCAGAGGAUAUGGCCAAGUACAAGUCAUGACAGAUUGAUAGAUGCUUCGAUACUCAGGUGGUAUUGGAUCCCGAUGCGUUUGUUAUGGAAAUUAACAAUGAGACAUGGAACUUGUUGCCUAAGAUAGUUUUGCUGAGCCUUAAAGGAAACGGGAGAAAUAUAGUGUGUGAGAGAGAGAAGAGAAGAGCAGAGGAAGAGAGCCCAGGGAAAAGAGUGAACAAAAAUGGUUUCAACUUCUUGUAUCAGAUACUGAUUCCAUAGAAAUUCCAACUGAUAACAGUUAACCAUUUAAAUAAUGUGACACCGGUCACUGAAUCCAAGAAGUUUCCAGAAAAGUACAGAAGCAACUAUAACUACUGGAAAAACUCACUGAACAAUCACGUGGAUAUAGGUGAUUAUAUAAAAAUACAAACAAGCUUAAGAAAGUUAAACUACAAGGAAAUUAACAUUAUGCAACCCUAUCCACCAUUGGGGAAGGCAGAGUUGGUGUCAUUAAGCCAAGAUCUCAUUGAAUGGUGAAGCAGGAUCGAUGGGACACAACAGUUUUUUUGUGUUCUCGGUAAGGUGAACAGACAAGCUAUAUAAUGGACAUUAGGGCAGCCAGUCUUUCGGUGCUUGAAGAAUGAUUUCCUCCUCCGUAAACUGGACUAAUCUGUCAAGAAAUAUGAAGAGCACUGAACGUAAUGCCAUCACCAUAGAAGCAGUUCCACUGUAACUGGAUUCUGAUCUAUAGUACAACCGCUUCAUUUCAGAGUCAUACUUUAUUGAUCCCGGGGGAAAUUGGUUUUCGUUACAGUUGCACCAUAAAUAAUAGUAAUAGAACCAUAGAUAGUCAAAUAGUAAUAUGUAAAUUAUGCCAGUAAAUUAUGAAAUAAAUCCAGGACCAGCCUAUUGGCUCAGGGUGUCUGACCCUCCAAGGGAGGAGUUGUAAAGUUUGAUGGCCACAGGCAGGAAUGACUUCCUAUGACGCUCUGUGCUGCAUCUCGGUUGCCCACCUUAUCCCUCAAAACAUUUUGUGAGGAAUUUCUCUCU